AAAAGUUGAGGUUGGAUGUGGGAUCCUGUCUGAUUCUUUGUCAUAUGAAGACUAUCUGCUGUUUCAUAAAGAGAGAGGGAGAGAGCGAUAGAGAGGCGAGAGAGAGAGAGAGAGAGAGAGAGAGAGAGAGAGAGAGAGAGAGAGAGAGAGAGAGAGAGAGAUAGCGAUAGAGAGGGGGGGGGGUGAAAGGAGUGCAGCUUCAGCAGCAACAGGCACGCUAAAGAAACUUGCAACUAUGUGAAUGGGACAAAAAGCAAAGGCAACAAAGCAUUUAGGGCCCAGCUGAAUCCUGCAUCCUCAGACUGAAUCAGAGAAAGGAGGUCAGUGUGAUGAACAGCAUGCUUCCCCAGAGGAGUGCUGUCGCCACACUGGGCUACAGCUCAGACUGUGUGAAGAUUGAGCACAGCGGCAGUGGCUCAGUGGGUGGGACAUUGCUGAGGGGCUCUCGCUCUAAAGCAGAGCUACAAGACCUGAUGGAGACGCUGCAGCGCAGGAAGAGUGCUCUGGAGGCCAGCUUGAGGGCAGCUGAGUGCAGCCGCAAGUACCUCAGUGUGCCCUCUCCUGUUGGAUCCCAGUCCACAAGGCCUCUGUCAAUCCUCAGCAAUUCCGAACGGCCCCCGUCUGCCUCCAGAACUUUUUCCUACAUGACCAGCAGCAGCAGUGUGCCUCCAUCACCUCGACAAGGUGAACGUCAGCUGAGCCCUAACGGCUUGCAUCGUUAUUCCCACUCUCGCCACCAGUCACAAGACAGUCUGCUCCUCUCUUACGCAGCAGAUGGAAACUCUCUGCUCUCCUCCUAUGGCCAGCCCCUACCUCGUUCCCCCAGGGUCAAAGGUGGAGCAGCCAGCGUGCCGUCCAGUCCUCGCAUGGGCCGCAGGCUCUACUCUCAGGGCAAAGCUGGACAUGACUCCCGGCAGAGGAAAUACUCCACUGGCUCCCUCCACAGCCUGGGGACGCACAGCCGUUCUCUGCCACGGCUUCACAACGCAGCAGAGCCCCCUGCACUGUCGCUACCAUCACGACACUCAGUGGGUUCCCACAGAGGAGUGGGCUCAGCAGGGCAGCGGCGCAGUCUCUCCUCCCUCGAGCAGCCACCAGAUGUGACUGUACCAGCCAGCAUGCCCAGCACUCCCAGGAGGGCCAGCCUGGCCUCCCUGAGCUCUCUGGGUAUAGAUAUAGACGGGACAGGCUCAGAUCUGGGCUUCGGAGAGAGGAGGUUGUCCUUUGGGAAGGGUGGGCUUGGUCCAGGACAAAGCGUGGGCAGCAUCAGUUCCUUGAAUGGCAAAGAGGAGCUUAGAGACUAUCACCAGCACCAGAGAGAUGAACGACUCAGGGAGCAGAAAGUGCAGAGAUUGGAGUGCCAGCGUCUCGAGACCAUCUUAAACCUGGUCACUGAGUUUGGCCAUGUGGAGAGAGAGCCGGCGGGCUCAGCUGUUUCUGACCUGCAGAAGAUCAAUAAGGAAUUGGAGAAGCUGCAGGUGUCAGAGGAUGAGUCAGCGUUCUCUGACUCUCCCAGCGGCGCUGAUCCAGAGAGCUGCUUUGGAGCCAAAGCCAGAGACUUCCAACUCACUGAGAAUCAGCAAGUCAGCCAGCAUCAGCAGAGCGGCUACAGAGAGGCCAGGUCCCACUCACCUGCUAUCAGCCUGAACAGCAGUGCUCCCUCUCCCUCCACCCACCACAGAGCCAAAGCCUUUGAGAGUGUGCAGCUGAAACAGGAAGUAACGCAUAUAGAGGAAGAGAGGAUUCAAGUUCUGAACAACAUAGAAGAGCUGGAGCAGAAGAUCAAAGACCUGGACAACCAGAUGGAGGAGUCUGUCCGAGAGAUGGAGGUGGAGUGUGCUUUGCUGGAAGGGGAACAGGAGUCGGAGAUGGCCCAGCUGCAGAGGGAAAAGGAGCUUCUGGACAAACUUAAGAAAAAAAUGCAUAGUAUUGAGAAGACGAGCCACAUUGAGAAAUCACAGGAGGCUGAGGAACAAACAAAAAGUUUGGAGGAUUUGGAGUUUCAGAAGCUGGAGAAAGAAAUGAAUCAGGAUGAGGAUAAAGAAAAUGAGAGUCAAGAGCUGCUGCAAGAGAUUGCCGAGUGUCAGCGGCUAACAGUCACACGCAAGGAAAGACUCAUGACGCUGAAGAAACAGACCUCACAGAUAACGUUACAGGCUCAGCAAGAAAGAGAGAAUUUCCAGAGAGAGAAAAAUAAUUUGCUCAUCAUGCUUCAGAAGGAAAGAGAGAAACUGGCAACUUUGGAAGGAAAGUAUGCAGAGUUAUCUGAGGGGCAGACCUUCACCAACAACACUGCAGCCAUCAAAGAGAUAGGUUACUCUCUGAAGGAAAGGAGAAGAAUCAGCAAAGACAACUCUUCCCUCCAAAUUGACAGCCUACCUCAUAAGAGGAGCCAGCCGCUCCUCACCUCUUACGGCAGAUCCCUGGGACGCACACUUUCUCCAAAGCCCCACUUGCCUCUUUCCCAAAGCUCGAGCUGUGGCAGCGUCAUCUCACAAGGCUUCAGCUUCUCCCCCAGGGACAUGAGCACCCGCCGCCCCCCUAAAACAGGCAACAGCCGUGCACACAUGAAUGAAGACAGACAGAGAAGAAGUGAUUUUUGCAGCAGGAUGAUCUCUGAGCCCAGUGUGUUCUUGGACUCCUUCUCCUACCCGGACAACAGCCAGGCCUCAGAUACUGUCAGUGUGGACAGCUCUGACAGCCUGGAGACCAGCUUCUCCGCCUGCUCCCCAGACAAUAUCUCCAGUGCCAGUACGUCCAAUAUGGCAAAGAUCGAGGAGAUGGAGCGUUUACUUCGAGAGGCCCAGGCUGAGAAGCAUAAGCUCCUUGAGAAUCGGGAGCGUGAGAUGGAGAUGCGGAGGCAUGCUCUGGAAGAGGAGCGGAGAAGAAGGGAGGAACUGGAGAAACGACUGCAGGAGGAGACAAGCCGGAGACAGAAACUUGUAGAAAGAGAGGUGAAGCUCAGGGAGAAACAAAGAUCACAGUCCCGGUUGUUGACUCGCUACCUCCCUGUGAGGAAAGACGACUUUGAUCUUCACGGCCAUAUUGAGGCAGCUGGACACAACCCUGACGGCUGCUUCCAUCUGGCCAUCACUGAUAAAACCUGUCGAGGCUUUCUGGUCAAAAUGGGUGGCAAAAUCAAGACCUGGAAGAAACGCUGGUUUGUCUUUGACCAGAAUCGCAGGACCCUCACCUACUAUGCAGACAAACAUGAGACCAAGAUGAAAGGAGUCAUUUACUUCCAGGCCAUAGAAGAAGUGUAUUAUGACCAUUUAAAGAGUGCACACAAAAGUCCCAACCCCUCGCUGACGUUCAGUGUGAAGACCCACGAUCGCGUGUACUACAUGGUGGCUCCGUCACCUGAGGCCAUGCGUAUCUGGAUGGAUGUUAUGGUUACGGGUGCAGAAGGACACAUGCAUUUCAUGGUGUAACUGAUCCCAACAGGUCAGGGUUUACACCACUGAAUUCCAUUAGUAAACGUUGUGUCACAUGAGAAGUUUUGCUUUUUUAAAUGAUUUACAGGUGUUAUAAUUAAGCUGUUCUUUAGUUUAAGCUGUUCUUCAGUUGUUUAUGUACUGUGGUCCGUGAGAGGUCACUAAAUCUUGCACCAGUUUAGUUGCAUUGUCCAACUUUAUCCUUCCUUAAACAAAAUCUCUGCCAUCUCAUGCUUAAGUCAACACUUGAUCAGGGAAGCUUCUCAAUGAUUAGAGAGAUCUGCUACACUUCUAAACUGCGGUACAUACUGAUGCUGCUUGUCUAUAAUAAAUGCAUAUCUGCCUUUCUAUAAAUUAGCCUUUGGUAAUGUGUGUAUCUGUCAUGUAGAAACCAGAGUUUAAGUUCUAGGUCCACCUCUGUUUCCUGGCCAUCUUCUUCAACCCUUCUCUCUUCUUCUGGUUGGACGUCAGGCUGUAGCAGUGGGUCAAGAAUGUACAUUUUUAUUUCAACUCAGAUUUAUUAUUUCUAUAUUGUCAGUAAUAUUCAGAUGUAAUUAGUGAGUAUUAUUUUACAUUUUUAACUCAAGCAUUUUAUUGCUGCUGCCAGAUGUAUGCUUGUAUGCUUAUUUAAAGCAGGGCUGAAUGGCCACCAUCAGUUUUCCUUCAAACCACAUACGUCUCUUUGCAUUACCGUACGUUCAUUCCAAUGAGUCUUAUUUUGAACUUCAGUCAUGAAGUAGAGAUGAUUUCAGGCACUUUUCAAGUUUUAUUUUUAUGAAUUAUUAGAAAUUGUUGGCAAAUAUUCUAAUCAUAAAAGUAGAAAAUCUGACCAAAUCCCAAUGAGACUGGGUGUUAUGCCUAACACUGUGCAUCUAGCUCCCUCUAGGGAUAGUAUAGGCUGCAGGCCUGAGAUGAUGAGACCAUGUUGUGCAGCAGGGCUGCUGUACUGUAUGCGUCUGUAUGUACUGCGUCACCCGCAUUUCAUUCUGUUUGUCCACCAGCAGAGGUCCUCAGUGCAGAGUUAUUGCACUGCAAUGACGUAAUGCCUCUGCUUCAGGUCCAUACUCCUCAAUGAUCCAUGUUUUCUAAUGCUUAUACAUCAAAUAUGUGCACGUAUAAGCACAUGCAUAUCAAUCUUCAGUGUUUUUUUUGGAAGCUAAACAGAAAUCAUUUUGAGGAUAUUGAGCACAAACUGAUUUUUUUCAGAUUUUGUUUUGAAUGUUUUAUAACAUGCAUAUGUAUGAUCUGUAUUUUUGUACUAUUUGCAACAGUCUGAGGGUAUUUGAUAAUUAAAGACCACUA
Molecule: messenger RNA, 4736 nt
Organism: Etheostoma spectabile (orangethroat darter)
Lineage: Eukaryota; Metazoa; Chordata; Actinopteri; Perciformes; Percidae
Gene: phldb2a
Product: pleckstrin homology-like domain, family B, member 2a
Exons: 17
Coding region: 330-3431 (1033 amino acids)
Biological process (GO): regulation of microtubule cytoskeleton organization
Cellular component (GO): basal cortex
Source: RefSeq, a predicted model, not a curated record